AUGGCCCGCCCCGCCAAGCCACAAUUCUUCCUCGCCCACGCCCCCUCGCCCACCCCCUCCCCCACCGCAGGCCACCACCCCCACCAUGCCCGCACCAGCAACCACCCACGACUAGGACCAGGUGUCAUGCUCGGUGACCACAGCAGGGCAGGGGAGUCUACAGAAUCUCUCAAGCGCGUUCGCACCUUGUCCUCAGACUUUGACUUCCAGGGGACGCACGGUUCAGCACCUCAUCUCAGGUUUGAUGCGUCCCCAGCAGAGUCCGUCUUGCUAUCUCAGGCAGAAUGCCUGGACGCUGUCAUGGAGAUCCACAAGAUUCUAUAUUUAGGCCAAGAUGGGACGGAAGAUCGAGCCUGGGACGACAAGGUUCAACAAGUACAGAAUCUGUUGAGCGAGUGCUUUGAAGGAGACUGUGUCUAUGACACUCCUCUGUCACGAGUGUCUUCGCGAUCAUCCCUCUUGUCGCACUUUGCGCUGCUUCAUCUAUGCUCGACCCUCUAUCUCCCGUCCCUCACACCAACAUCUCUUGUUCUGCAUGCUCGCAACGCCACCUCGGCCUUGAUGAAGCGAGCAGCCGGUAUAGAAAGAGUCGACAAGAAUGCAAAGCCGAGCGACUUGGCCAAGAGCGACUUUGGUUUGGAGGAGGUUUGGCUGGGACUACCCGAGCCCGAAUGUCCAACAGAGGGCGAGGGUUGGUGGCGACUCUGGGAAGUGAGGGCAGAUUGCCGGGAGAUAGGCGAGAUGGAAUGCUAUGAUGGAUACCACCUAGCUAUGGUGGAUCAAAUCAUAUCUCUUCAAUUCUUACCUUCCCUUGUCCGCCGCAUGCCAGGAUCCUACACAUCGACGCCCCUUCUCGAAACCCCUUCGCCCAUCGCAACUCCCAACUCGCUACCAUCACUGCCAAGCCCGAGUUUCACGAGCAGAUUGGCGACGACGGUACUGAAUGAACUUGAAGUGGUUCUACAUUGGGAGUUGCCAGUGACUACUUUUGUUGAACUGAACGAAGUCGGCAAAGCCACAUAUAUCCGCGACAAAGUCGACCUGAGAGAUGCCGUCGAAGCUGUCGUCCCAUUUGCCAAACGUCUCGGCUGGCUCACCAGAUGCUUCUCUGGCAUGAUGAGUAGCUUUGUCGGCGACAUCAUCCUUGGGUCAGCGGGCCCUGCUUCAUUGACCGGCGAUAGAGCUGAAGCGGCUGUCGGGAUGGCAUACAAGACGAAAGAGGAGGGAUUUGGAUGCGUGGCAGCUUUGAAUGGAGAGGCCGCACGUGAAGGCACGGAUAACACUUUGGGACUGGAGAAUGUUGGAUCAGCCCCAGCUACCGCUCAUGCGCCAGAUGUGGACCCCGAAGCUGCCCCCUUCUCAUGA
Molecule: messenger RNA, 1365 nt
Organism: Cryptococcus wingfieldii CBS 7118
Lineage: Eukaryota; Fungi; Basidiomycota; Tremellomycetes; Tremellales; Cryptococcaceae
Exons: 4
Coding region: 1-1365 (454 amino acids)
Source: RefSeq, a predicted model, not a curated record